Morone saxatilis (striped sea-bass) is the source of this 1488-nucleotide messenger RNA. Its product is annotated as protocadherin gamma-C3-like. The record is from RefSeq and is a predicted model, not a curated record. Gene Ontology annotation, molecular function: calcium ion binding. Gene Ontology annotation, cellular component: plasma membrane. Lineage: Eukaryota; Metazoa; Chordata; Actinopteri; Moronidae. The transcript is spliced from 5 exons. Gene Ontology annotation, biological process: homophilic cell-cell adhesion. The coding region runs from base 97 to 1488 and encodes 463 amino acids.
AGGGACACUACCCCGGAAUCGCAGCUGAUAUUCGUGCUAUGUGGUUGAACUGUCUUUGUUCGCUUUAUUCUUCAACCGGUUAGAAACUCCUCGUUGAUGAUGGAUUCGAAAAUAAUCCUGUUUCAAACGUGCGGAUUUUAUUUCCUGCUUCUCUUUUUGCAUGACGCGUAUGGAGACAUGAGCUAUUCUUUUCCUGAGGAGAUGAAACGAGGAUCAGUUAUUGGAAAUAUAGCCAAGGAUCUCGGGCUGAAGACGGGUGCGCUGUCCAACAGAAGAGCCCGUAUUGACACCGAUGGGACUGAGAAGCGUUACUGUGACAUAAAUCUAAAAUCAGGAAAUUUUGUGAUCAGGGAACGGAUUGACAGAGAAGAGUUUUGUGGGGAUAAGAUGUCGUGUAUGCUUAAAUUUGAGUUAGUCCUAGAGAGCCCUUUGGAGCUGCAUCGUAUUUCUCUAGCCAUCCAGGAUGUAAACGACAAUUCGCCUGUUUUUCCAAAGGAUACAAUUAAACUGGAAAUUAGCGAAUCGGCCAUCAAAGGAGCGAGGUAUCUACUCCCAAUGGCAAACGAUGCAGACACCGGCAGUAACUCGGUAAAAAGCUACAAGCUGAGUCCAAAUGAGUAUUUCUCAUUAGACGUACAGAGCGGCGGACAGCACAGUGAGUCUGCUGAUUUAGUGCUCCAGAAAUCUUUAGACAGGGAAAAACAGUCUGUUAUCCACCUUACUUUAACUGCUCUGGACGGAGGAAAACCUGCCCGCUCAGGGACAUUAAAAAUAGUGGUAUAUGUCAUGGAUACAAAUGACAACGCUCCGGUAUUUAGCCAACCUCUGUAUAAGGCUCAGGUCACUGAAAACGCUCCUUCUCAGACAUCCAUACUAACCGUUAGUGCCACAGAUUUAGAUGAGGGAAUAAAUGGUGAAAUAGUGUAUUCAUUUAUUGAGCGGGGACAUUUCAAUCCUGAAUCUGUGUUUUCCAUAAACCCAGAUACAGGGGAAAUAACUGUGACAGGAAAAGUAGACUAUGAAGAGAAUGCAGCAUAUGAUAUUCGUGUAGAGGCAAGAGAUAAAGGUACACCCUCUCGAAGUGUGCAUGGUAAAGUGUUAGUGGAGGUAACUGAUGUUAAUGACAAUAUACCUGAAAUCAUUAUUACCUCUCUUAUGAGCCCAGUUAAAGAGGAUGCAGAGAUAGGUACAGUGGUCGCUCUGGUGACUGUGACUGACAAAGAUGGGGCUAACAGGAGUCCCGUGGCGAUAUAUGUGUUAUUUGUCCUGCUGGAUUGUUACUGGGAAGCGGUGUCCGGACAGCUCUCCUACUCCAUAUCAGAAGAGGUGAAUCCGGGGACUUCUGUUGGAAAUAUAGCCAAGGAUCUAAACCUCAGUGUCCAUGAUUUGGAGCCCCGCAUGUUUCAGAUCGUUGCUGGAUCAAAGAGAAAAUAUUUCGAGUCUCCUCCUUUCCGCGUGAAGCGUCAGCAGGCUGCGAGUGCUUUGUGA